Molecule: messenger RNA, 3693 nt
Organism: Manihot esculenta (cassava)
Lineage: Eukaryota; Viridiplantae; Streptophyta; Magnoliopsida; Malpighiales; Euphorbiaceae
Product: pentatricopeptide repeat-containing protein At2g40720
Exons: 1
Coding region: 1092-3653 (853 amino acids)
Biological process (GO): RNA modification
Cellular component (GO): intracellular membrane-bounded organelle
Molecular function (GO): protein binding; RNA binding
Source: RefSeq, a predicted model, not a curated record
CUCAUCUUGACUUUGCUUAGCCAUGGUUGCUCCCCCCUCAGCGCUCUUCUUGAUCUGCCAAAUUUAUUCCCUUUGCUUCCAUUUACACUCAUUCAGUAUAUGGCCAAACCUACUACAUCUCUGACACUUCGUUGGCCUCCAUUCAUAGACAAUUUGCUGGAUAAACUGACUUCCCCCCUCAUCCUCCGUAAUCACCUAUUUAGAAAAUUCUCCAUAUAGUUCCAUCUCCACAAGGACUCUAGCAUACCCAAUUUAGUCUUAUUUCUGGAACAUUGAUCUAAAAACAAAGACCUUCCUAAUACACUUCCUAUUCUGCUUAGAAUUUUGUUUGAUCAGAACUCCCAUGGUAGUCCUAGUAGCUGGACCCAAAUCGAACCAUUUUUGUAUAGUUUCAAGUUCAAUUUUCAAUUUGAAUUUCCAUGGAAUCAAAACCAUUGGCCUCCUAUCGAAAGUAUAUGGUCCUCCUUCUAAUACCCUAUAUUUGCCCGCCUCUGAUUCAAAAUUGAAAAGAAAGAUAUUGCUCUUAAUGAAAUGGACAGGAAUUAAGCCAUACCUCCGCCAUCUUACCCUGGCAAAGCUCUCCAUCCCUUUGAACCGAGGGUUCCCUCCAUACACACUGCCUAUAGAGCGCUCUUCCAUUUCUCAGAUUGAGUAUCAACCUCUUCUGUUUGGAACUUAACAAUUCGCUGACCAUUUGUCACGGCUGGCGGCAAUAAAUUCACAGUUUGAGUCCCUGGUCCUAUUCUUUCCCAACAAGUCCACCCCUACUUUCUUUCCUUCCCCGCUUUUGUCGUUCUCAUCCUUUUUUCCGUAAAUCCCCUGCUCUCUGCUACCCGACUGCUCACCACUCUUCACCAAAUCAGAUCCUUCACCCUUUAUUUCUUAUUAAUUUGAUCUCUAUAAGAUUGUAAUUUAUGAGAUCAAUUUAAAGUUUCGAACUUUCCCAUGAAAGAAAGUAAUUUUACUAUGUAAGCUGUUGUUCAAUUGUUAGCGGUACUAGAGUUCUGGACUGUCCUGUAAGAAGGUCCCUGAAUAACUAAAAUGACAAGCAAUGAGAUGCCACUUUAGUCCAAAAAUGCCGAGCUGCUGUCAUGUAUUCCAGUAAACUCAUUUCUCGCGAAAUUUCUUAUCUAGCGAAUUACCAUGUGUCCCCAUUCUUGUUCAAUGCCGAAAUCAAAGCCUUGGUUCUGCAAGGACAAUGCUUUGAAGCCUUGCAAUUGUACUCUAGAAAUCCUCUUAACACAACCAGAUUCAUCUACCCUUCUCUCCUCAAGGCCUGUGCUUCUCUUUCAAAUCUUCAGUAUGGGAAAAUUAUACACUCCACAAUUAUCACGACAGGCGUAUUCUUUGAUCAAUUUAUCGCUACUUCACUUAUUGACAUGUACGUUAAAUGUGGGUCUCUCUCAGAUGCAGUUCAUGUGUUUGAUAAAUUGCCUGGCAGCGGAGUUGUAGUUCAGGAUGUUGCAAUAUGGAACUCUAUAAUUGAUGGGUAUUUUCGUUUUGGUCAUCUUAAAGAAGGUGUAGGGCAAUUUCAUCGGAUGCAGUUAGUAGGUGUUAGGCCUGAUCCCUAUUCAUUGUGUAUUCUACUUGGUGAUCAUGGAUAUGUAGGAUAUAAGGAAGUGAAGCAAAUUCAUGGUUAUAGUGUUAGAAACGUCUCGACUAGCGACCUUUUCUUGGAGACUGCACUUAUGGAUGCAUACUUUAGUUGUGGUAGACCGGAAGAUGCGUGGUGUUUGUUCAAAGAGUUGGAAGAUCAGAGCAAUAUUGUAGCAUGGAAUGUGAUGAUUGGAGGCUUAGGACAAAAUCGUUUGCGGGAAAGGAGCUUGGAGUUAUAUUUAUUAAUGAAGAAUAAGAAUGUUAAACCUGUGUCAUCAUCAUUUACUAGAAUUAUACAUGUUUGUAGUGAAGGUGAAUUUGUGACUUUCGGCAACCAGGUUCAUUGUGAUGCAAUCAAGUUGGGUUUUGAGAAUGAUCCUUACGUUUGUACUUCUCUUCUGAUCAUGCAUGCCAAGUGCCAACUGGUUGAACAAGCAGAAAAAGUCUUUAAUCAAGUGCCACAUAAAGAAGUUGAAUUAUGGAAUGCAAUGAUAUCAGCUUAUGUUGGUAAUGGACGUGCUUAUGAUGCUUUGAAAAUCUACAAACAAAUGAGGCUGAGUAAACAUCUUCCAGAUUCUUUUACUAUUUCAACUAUUUUAUCAUCUAUCAGCAUGGUUGCAUUCUAUGAUUUUGGUAGGUUGAUUCAUACAGAGCUAGUGAAAAGACCCAUAGAGAAUAAUCUUACUGUACAGAGCGCAUUGCUAACUAUGUACUCUAGAUGUGGGAAUAAUGAUGAUUCUUAUUCAGUUUUUAGUAUAAUGAAGGAAAGGGAUGUGGUUGCAUGGGGCUCUAUGAUAUCAGGUUUUUGCCAAAAUAGGCAAUACAAGGAAGCUGCGGAGAUCUUCAGAGCAAUGAAAGCAGAUGGGGUGAAAGUAGAUUCUGAUAUUAUGGCAAGCAUUAUCAGUGCUUGUACAGGAAUAGAGAAGGUAGAAUCAGGUUGCGUCGUGCAUGGAUUUGUUAUUAAAAAUGGACUGGAAAUGGACAUUUUUGUUGCGAGUUCCCUCGUAGAUAUGUAUUCCAAAUUUGGUUUUCCAGAUAGGGCUGGAAAUGUUUUUUCUGAUAUGCGCUUUAAGAACCUUGUGGCUUGGAACUCUAUAAUAUCUUGCUAUAGCCGGAAUGGCCUAUCAGAGUUGUCUAUUGGUCUUUUUCCACAAAUUUUGCAAAAUGGUUUUUAUCCAGAUUCAGUAACCUUUACAAGUGUCCUUGUUGCUAUUUCAUCAGUUGCAGCAUUGCUAAAAGGAAAGAGUGUACAUGGGUACUUGAUAAAACUCAGGAACCCAUUCACUUUUGAUAUUCAAGUAGAAAAUACAUUACUUGAUAUGUACAUCAAGUGUGGAUUCUUGAAAUAUGCAGAGCAUAUUUUUCAAAGCAUGCCUCAAAACAACUUGGUGGCAUGGAAUUCAAUGAUUUCAGGUUAUGGAUCUCAAGGGGAGUGCUUCAAAGCAUUGAGAUUAUUUGAUGAGAUGAGAAGUUCUGAAAUCACACCUGAUGAUGUUACUUUCCUUUCUCUGCUAUCAGCUUGCAACCAUUCUGGUUUAAUUGACAAAGGCCUAGAUCUGUUUGAAAUGAUGAGAAAUGAGUAUGUGAUUGAGCCCAGAAUGGAGCAUUAUGUAAAUAUAGUUGAUCUUUUUGGUCGUGCAGGACGCGUAGACGAUGCUUACUCUUUUGUGAAAAACAUGCCCAUUGAACCAGACAAGAGUAUCUGGCUGUCUCUGUUAUCUUCCUGUCGGAUCCAUCAUAAUCUAGAGCUUGGAGAAAUGGUGGCCAAUGAACUACUAAAGGUUCAGCCAAGCAGCGGCAGCAACUAUGUCCAGCUGUUGAAUAUUUAUGGAGAAGCUGAAUUGUGGGAUAGAGCAGCAAACUUAAGGGCAUCAAUGAAAGAAAAAGGAUUGAAGAAGACUCCUGGAUGCAGUUGGAUUGAAGUGAGAGAUAGGGUUGAUACUUUCUUUUCUGGGGAUUGUUCAUCUCCAAGAACAACUGAGAUAUAUGAGACAUUGAGUAGUCUUAAGAGGAACAUGGUUAAGAAACAAAGUAACUAUGAAAUUGAGAUAUUGUAAGAAAAUGGAGAAUAGAAAAGUUCAAAAAUCUGUUUUUGCA